GUAACUGCUUCUACAGACAUCUCUAAGUUGCUGUGUGGAAAUGCCAGUUGCAAUGAAAACUCAGCUGAAGACUGCACAAAUGUUGUCGAUAAAGAAACAUCUGCUCUCUGCUGCUGGAGUUCCAGAGAGACUAUGAAUCAGAAUUUUUUCAGCAAGAAUGAAUUUCACUCUACAGCCGAGAUGGAAAUGUCAACCGAGUCCAUUUUACGUUUCUGGUCUCCUUCCAAAGAUGGUACAGAAAUGCAUUCUCUAGGUCAAGAGCCUGAGAAAGGAUUAGAUUUUGAGCAUGAGAUACAGAGGAUAUAUGGAGGACUUGGAAUAUAUACUGCAGCCAGUGAAGAAGAAUUGAAUAAGACCAUGCACAAAUUGAGUGCUCUACAUCAUCUCCAAUUUGAUUUCACUGCAGCUGUCAAUGGGAGCCAGGUUCAAAGAGAAAAAUCUCAUCUAAAUGAUUUGUAUAUCCAGUGCAAUGAAGCAGAAGUCAUUGAAGUUGAAGGUGUGUCUGAAGAACACAAACCUAUUUCCCACUUAUCGACUGAUGAAGACAACAUGGAUAAUUGGACUGAUACUGCUUUAUUAAAAGUGCUACUGGAGCCCUGCAGCCCAAAAUCUGGUCUCCGAAAGAGAAGUGAUCAAAUGAGCAGUGAUCUGGACAACUGUAUAUAUGGGAACAAUGAGGUUGAAGCUGGCAAAACAGAGAUAUCUGUUCCUGCCGUGAGACUAACUGAAAGGAGGAACAGCAUACAUGAUAAUAAUGAACUCGUGAACCAAGGCAGAAGUUUUACGAGACUUUCACCACACCCUUUCAGAGAUGAAGAAAGUCUGAAUGAAUGUGAGCCUGACAUGGAUCUCAGUAGUGAAAUGAGAAUUAAAGUACCAGGGGAUCAAGAGUUCAACAGUGUUCUUUCUGAGCUAUCAAAUAGCAUUCUUACUUCAGAAUCUGUAGGGGCAGAGGGAAGUUUGGAAGGCCAGAGCCCAGGAACACAUUGGAAGACUAUUAAGAACUGUGAUACUAGAUAUUUGGAUAUAACUGGAUACAAACAAAUGGAAACAUCAGCCACAGAAUGUUCUUCUGAGACAUCAAAUUCCAGAACCUUAUCUUUCAGUAGAGUUGUAAGCAAUCUGCAGCACUGAUGCAGACUUUGGACACCUAUGUCAGGUUACUGAGGACUUGACCAAGAAGUCUAUUCCAUUAAGAUGACAGACCCUUAUCAUGUGCUUGGAAAAUCUCGAGAAGAAGCUAACGAAGACCAUGGUUUCCCCAGAAGUUUUGCAUCUAUUUACCUUCACUUUUUUGCUGCACUGCACAACACACUGAAAUGUACUGCUUGAUAUAAAAGAAACAUUUCAACUGAGAAUAUGCAGCUCGAAUAGAAAUAACAUACGAUUGUAACUAUAUACCAAUUUAGUCAGUUGUGAUCAAAAAA
This is a messenger RNA of Pristis pectinata (smalltooth sawfish), 1427 nucleotides long. RefSeq lists its product as uncharacterized. NCBI's taxonomy places the organism in Eukaryota, Metazoa, Chordata, Chondrichthyes, Rhinopristiformes, Pristidae. The transcript is spliced from 2 exons. The record is from RefSeq and is a predicted model, not a curated record. The coding region runs from base 133 to 1134 and encodes 333 amino acids.